CGUUCGCGUGCUGCACGGGUCUGGCAGGGAGGAGACGCUGCCGCCGCGUCGCCACGCGGACGACUCUGCUCCGCCGUCAUACGGGCCGCUCAGUCGGCGACGCAAGGGAGAACCACGGUGCGCCGUCGCACUGGGACACCUCCCAUUCGCUGUUAAUGGUCUUCUUCCCUGCAGUUUCGAGGCCAUCCAUGCAACGUUCUACAUCCGACCACUGGAUGAUGGCUACUGCUGGCUGGGUAUUCACGCUUCUGGCCAUAGUUGCGGAUCUACCAUGGUGCGGAGAGAGCGCGGCGGUGAACCUGACGCUGCCCAAAGUGCCUUCGGUGCCGCUGUCCAUGGACGACGACUCGCCGUACCUGCAGGACCUCUACUGGCCUCACAACGACUCCUGGCCCAUCGACACCCUGGAUGAGUUCGAGCGCAACCGCCUGCGAGGUGUGUUCCUGGCGGAACCGCAGACGACUCCGGUGACAGUGGCGCGUCCGCCACCCGACCCGGAAUUCGACCCCGAGACCUCCACCAACGUGUCCGCACGUCUGGGCGCCACAGCCUCGCUCCACUGCCGGGUCAGAAAUCUGGGCGAACAUUCGGUGUCGUGGGUGAGGAAACGUGACUGGCACAUUCUCACGUCCGGCCUCUUCACGUACACCAACGACGACCGCUUCCAGGCGUCGCACUCUAACAACGGCGAGGACUGGAGCCUCCACAUCAAGUACGUCCAGAAGAGGGACAAUGGUACUUACGAGUGCCAGGUGGCGACUGGCAAAGGCACGAUCACGCAGUAUUUCCACCUGCACAUCAUAUACCCGACUGCCUUCAUCCUAGGCAACGGGGAGUAUCACAUCGGCGAAGGCAGCACCAUCUCUCUCGUCUGCAUCAUAGAAUAUAGCCAGACGCCGCCGCAGCAGGUGGUGUGGUCGCACAACGGCCGCCCCCUCUCCAGGGACGGCGCGCGCGGCGUCGCGCUCAGCACGGAGCCGGGGCCGCGCACGCACUCCCGCCUGGUGGUGGCGCGCGCCGCCCGCGCCGACGCCGGCAACUACACCUGCGGCGCGCCCGGCACCGAGCCCGACACCAUCAGCGUCUACGUCUCGGAAGGAGACAACACGGCGGCGAUCCAGCGGCAGGAGGCUUCCCGGGCGCGGCGCCUGCACCCCCACCUCGCGGCCGGGGGGCACGACCUCUCCCUUGCGCUCUUCGCCGUCGCCUGCAGCCUCUACUGCUGACAUCUGCCGGCGGUGUGAAGUGUUCCUCGGCUUCUCAUGAGAUGAAGGCACUCACACGGACCCCUGAAUGUCCUCAAGAGGCUGUCGUCUCAAAGCGGCCUGCUCAUCACAAUACGCAACUGGACUGUCGGAACAUCACUGAGGAUCUGAAGAG
This is a messenger RNA of Schistocerca serialis cubense, 1380 nucleotides long. RefSeq lists its product as uncharacterized. Gene Ontology annotation, biological process: synapse organization. The transcript has 9 exons. Gene Ontology annotation, cellular component: neuron projection membrane. The record is from RefSeq and is a predicted model, not a curated record. NCBI's taxonomy places the organism in Eukaryota, Metazoa, Arthropoda, Insecta, Orthoptera, Acrididae. The coding region runs from base 156 to 1226 and encodes 356 amino acids.